Caenorhabditis briggsae is the source of this 426-nucleotide messenger RNA. The coding region runs from base 1 to 426 and encodes 141 amino acids. The record is from RefSeq and is a predicted model, not a curated record. Lineage: Eukaryota; Metazoa; Nematoda; Chromadorea; Rhabditida; Rhabditidae. The transcript has 2 exons.
AUGUCCGAAUCGAAAAAUAUUUCCGAUUUUCUAAACGGAAAACCCCAGAUUCAGCCAGUUGAGCAGUCGUCGCUGUUGUCAAGACUACGAACGUUCCUUCCACAAAUGGAAGAAGCGAAUCAGAAUAUGCCGGCGGGCGCCACAGCAGACGCCUUUCAAAUCGAUACAGUCGAAGAAUCCUCUUCUGACGACUCCAGUGAUUCAGAUUCGGAUUUAGAAGACGUCGCGAAGGAUUCAGAAUCUGGAGCAGAAUCUCAAAAAUCCAGAAUCGAAAUCGAUUUGGAUGUGUUUCGAGAGAAGAAUAGUGCUGUAGAUGGGCGGGAUGUUAGUGUUCAGGACGUGGAAUCUCUGCCCACGGCGUUUCAGGUGAAGGAUUCAGAAGACGUGACGAUGGGAGCAAAGAAGCCGUUAAUUGAGGAAAUUUGA